UGGGUGCAAUAGGGCAUGCAUUGGAGAUGCCCUCAGCGACCCAUCUGGCCCUUCAAUUUUCUUCUCGUCUUCAACACAAAUCUCAACUCCAACUCCAAGUCAUUCAACACAACUCUCAACUCCAGCUCCAAGUCAUUCAAUUCAAUGGCAAAUAAUUUAUUACUCCUUUUCUUUCUCCUUUUCUCCCGUAGGAUUCAACUCGGUUCCACAUUGCCGGAACAGCCGCGUCAAAUCAACUCCAACUCUGUCCUUGUUGCCCUCUUGGACUCCCACUACACUGAACUCGCCGAGCUCGUGGAGAAGGCCCUUCUUUUACCAACACUAGAGCAAGCAGUGUACACCUAUAAUCUCACUAUUUUUGCCCCCAUAAAUGAAGCCCUGGAGCGCGAUCUCGACCCAGAAUUCAAUCGGUUCCUCCUCGAACCAGGCAAUAUCAAGUCGCUUCAGACCCUCAUCCUCCAUCAUAUCCUCCCCACUAAGCUCACUCUGGGAGAUUGGCCCACAGAACCCACCGAGUCAACUCGGCACUCCGCUCUCUCUAACGACCGUAUAGAAUUUUCAUGUAGUUUCAGUUCAAAUCAUUCUCGCAGUGCUAAUAAAUAUGUAGGUGCUGUGAAGGUUGUAUAUCCUGACUCCAUUGUUCGUCCUGAUGGAAUCAUUCAUGGAAUUGAAAAGGUACUAAUUCCAAAGUCCGUUGAGCACUCAUUCAAUAAUCGGCGCAGCCUCAGAUCAAUUUCGGCAGUUAAACCAGAAGGAGCCCCAGAAAUUGAUCCAAGAACCACCCACAAAUUGUUAUCAAAGAAAAAGGCAAAGUCAGCAACAAUCGAUGCUCACACACCCUCCAAAUUGUCGAUAUACGAAGCCAUGGCACCGGCACCAUCCUUGGCUCCUGCUCCGGCCCCUGGUCCAGGUGGGUCCCAUCACCAUUUUGACGGCGAGAGACAGGUGAAGGACUUCAUUCAGACACUCCUCCACUACGGCGGGUAUAAUGAAAUGGCCGACAUUUUGGUUAAUUUGACAAAUCUCGCUACAGAAAUGGGGAAACUAAUCAGCGAAGGCUAUGUUUUAACAGUUUUAGCUCCAAAUGACGAGGCCAUGGCGAAACUCACUACCGAACAAUUGAGCGAACCCGGUGCUCCUGAACAGAUAGUUUAUUAUCACAUUGUACCAGAGUAUCAGACCGAAGAGAGCAUGUACAAUGCCGUGAGGAGAUUCGGGAAGGUAGCAUAUGAUACAUUGCAUGUCCCACACAAGCUUUUUGCCAAAGAAGCUGAUGGCUCGGUAAAAUUCGGCGAUGGAGAGGAUGCAGCUUACUUGUUUGAUCCAGAUAUUUACACAGAUGGGCGAAUUUCAGUACAGGGGAUUGAUGGGGUGUUGAUUCCGCCAGAGGAUAAGAAGAAGGAAGUGAAAAUUGCGAAUCAAAAUGUUAAGAAUUUAAACAAACCAAGAAGAGGGAAAUUGCUUGAAGUAGCAUGCGGACUGCUUGGGGCAUUCGGCCAUGAUUCCCAGUUUAUCACAUGCCGGGAAAAGUAAGCUGGUCGCACCAACGGGAAAAGGUAAAUGCAGAUGAAUAAUGUACAGAAUCCUACUUCAGUAUUCUCUUUCUUCUUCAUGGUAGAUUUCGCGAGGUAUACUGCAGCUGGAAUGGAAAAAAGAAAAAGAAAAAGACAAGAUUUUGUUACCCUCCCUGUAUUUUGUGUAUGGUCAAUAAUGCUGGGUUGGAGAAAGAAAGAUAUAUAUGUGUUUAGUGCUUUGGAUUCAUUUUGUGCGUUUUUCGAUGGACUCUAUAUAAAAAUGGAUAAUCAAAUAAA
Molecule: messenger RNA, 1811 nt
Organism: Olea europaea var. sylvestris
Lineage: Eukaryota; Viridiplantae; Streptophyta; Magnoliopsida; Lamiales; Oleaceae
Product: fasciclin-like arabinogalactan protein 15
Exons: 3
Coding region: 16-1533 (505 amino acids)
Source: RefSeq, a predicted model, not a curated record